Ctenocephalides felis (cat flea) is the source of this 732-nucleotide messenger RNA. RefSeq names its product PRA1 family protein 3. Gene Ontology annotation, cellular component: membrane. The record is from RefSeq and is a predicted model, not a curated record. Bases 59 to 604 code for a protein of 181 amino acids. Lineage: Eukaryota; Metazoa; Arthropoda; Insecta; Siphonaptera; Pulicidae. The transcript is spliced from 2 exons.
CGUACAAGUUAACUUCAAAUAUUGUAAAAUAAUAUAAAUAUUGAUAAACAAUAUAAAUAUGGAAAAGUUUACAGAAUUACCAUUUGCACCGUUUCGAAAUCUGAACGAUUUCUUAAUGGGUGCAUCUUUAUAUCAACAACCAAACUUUGGUGAUUUUGAAAAGUGGGGAAAUAGAGUAGUAAAUAAUUUACUUUACUAUCAAACAAAUUACUUUGCUAUUAUUAUUUUUAUUAUUUUGGCCAUGAUAUUUGCAUAUCCUUUGAAUAUGCUCAUAGGAUUUUCUACAGCUGCCUUUGCCUAUACGGGGUACCUUCAAAUCACUUAUAGUGAAGGUGCUGUAAAAUCUUUCAAAGUUAAACAUCCAGUCGCAACAGUUGGUUGUAUCGCAAUUGUAUCAGCAUUGGUAUUACAUUUAAUAGGAUCUUUAAUCACUUUCCUGUUUGGGAUUCUGCUGCCAUUCAGUAUUACAUUCGUGCAUGCUUCUUUUAGAAAACGCAAUACAAAAAAUAAAAUUAUGAAUAAAGUAGAAGAAAUGGGAAUUAAAAAAACACCUAUGGGAUUGAUUUUAUCGUCUUUGUCCUUGGAACCAAAAAUUUUUAGUUAAGUCUUCAUUGUGAGUUGCUUGCACAAUACAAAUUGGAAAUUUAAUAUUUUUAACUAAAUCUAGUCUUCGCAAUAAACUGUUUUAAAAAGAAUUAAAGCAAUAAAAUUGUAUUUUUUAUUAAAAUAUUG